Messenger RNA from Theobroma cacao (cacao), 2948 nucleotides. RefSeq lists its product as uncharacterized. Gene Ontology annotation, molecular function: beta-glucosidase activity. NCBI's taxonomy places the organism in Eukaryota, Viridiplantae, Streptophyta, Magnoliopsida, Malvales, Malvaceae. Gene Ontology annotation, biological process: glucan catabolic process. The record is from RefSeq and is a predicted model, not a curated record.
CUCCUUGGUAUAUUUCCUUGGCUAAUCUAUUAACCAUUCUGAAGGUUCCUUUUCUCUUUUCCCUUUUGUGCCUUAGCAGCAAGAAGCAAAGUUCAGAUCAUAAAGCAAAAGAAAAUGGCGAGAGUAUCAGUCCCCUUAGUGGGAUUAUUUCUUCUCUUCAGUUUCUUGGCAUUCACGGCACAAGCAAGAACUGAGCACAUGAAGUACAAGGACCCCAGCCUGCCCACUAACAUUCGGAUUAGGGACCUCAUGAAACGAAUGACUGUAGGAGAAAAGAUUGGUCAGAUGGCGCAAAUAGACCGUGCUGUAGCCACUCCAGAGAUCAUGAGGGACUACGGGAUUGGAAGCAUCCUAAGCGGCGGAGGAAGCGUGCCGCGUCCUAAGGCCACUCCACAGGAUUGGAUCAAAAUGGUUAAUAAUUUCCAAAAUGGUUCUCUCUCAACCAGGCUUGGGAUCCCAAUGAUUUAUGGCAUUGAUGCGGUGCAUGGACAGAACAAUGUUUACAAGGCCACCAUAUUUCCUCAUAACAUUGGCCUUGGUGCUACAAGGGAUCCCGAGCUUGUGAGGAGGAUUGGUGCUGCGACGGCUCUUGAAGUUAGAGCUACUGGCAUAAAUUAUGCAUUUGCACCAUGCGUUGCGGUCUGUCGAGAUCCUAGAUGGGGUAGAUGUUAUGAGAGUUACAGUGAAGAUCCUGAAAUCGUCAGGGAAAUGACAGAAAUCAUAAAUGGAUUGCAGGGUGAAAUCCCUCAGAAUUCACGUAAGGGUGUUCCUUACAUUGGUGGAAAGGACAAGGUUGCAGCUUGUGCCAAGCACUUUGUGGGUGAUGGUGGCACAACCAACGGCAUCAAUGAAAACAACACGGUGAUUGAUAGGCAUGGAUUGCUGAGCAUUCACAUGCCAGGUUAUUAUGAGUCCAUCAUUAAAGGAGUGUCGACAGUCAUGGUUUCCUACUCUAGCUGGAAUGGAGAGAAAAUGCAUGCUCACCACGAUCUCAUCACCAAUUUCCUCAAGGGCACCCUUAGGUUCAGGGGCUUUGUCAUCACUGAUUGGGAGGGUAUUGAUAAGAUUACAGCUACUCCCCAUUCAAACUAUACAUAUUCCGUUCUGGCUGGGGUUCAAGCUGGCAUUGACAUGUUUAUGAUUCCCUUCAACCAUACCGAGUUUAUUCAUACUUUGACUAAACUUGUCAGAGACAAAUUCAUUCCCAUGAGCCGUAUUGACGAUGCUGUUAGGAGGAUUUUGAGAGUGAAAUACAAACUUGGCUUAUUCGAGAACCCCAUGGCUGAUGAAAGCUUUGUGGCUGAGCUUGGAAGCCAGGCUCAUCAAGAAUUGGCAAGGGAGGCUGUCAGAAAAUCGCUUGUUUUGUUGAAGAAUGGAGAAAAUGCAGAUGAUGCUGUGCUACCCCUUCCCAAGAAGGCAUCUAGGAUCUUGGUUGCUGGAAGCCAUGCCAAUGAUUUGGGUAAUCAAUGCGGUGGUUGGACUAUCUCUUGGCAAGGACUUAGCGGAAACCACACUGCUGGAACCACCAUUCUCGAAGGUAUUUCAGCAGCUGUCGACCCUGACACAAAAAUUGUCUUCAAAGAGAAUCCUGACAUGGAUUUUGUCAAGUCCAAAAACUUCUCCUAUGCCAUUGUUGUUGUUGGAGAGCCUCCCUAUGCUGAGGGACAAGGAGACAGUAUGAACUUGACAAUUCCAGAGCAAAGUCAAUAUACAAUAUACAAUGUCUGUGCGAAUAUCAAGUGUGUGGUUGUUCUAAUUUCCGGACGACCUCUGGAGGUAAUGCCCCAUCUUGACCAAGUAGACGCUUUCGUUGCAGCGUGGCUGCCUGGGUCAGAAGGCCAAGGGGUUGCUGAUGUUCUUUUUGGAGACUACGGGUUCACAGGUAAACUGCCUAGAACCUGGUUCAAGACUGUGGAUCAGCUCCCAAUGAAUGUCGGUGAUCCUCAUUACGACCCUCUUUACCCCCUCGGUUAUGGCCUCACAACCAAGCCUGUCUAGCCUACAAAUUAGCCUCGGGCCUCUGAUCUUGUCUAAGUGGUAGUCCUUAGGUUCGUUUUUGUUUUUUGGAUUUUUGUCCUUUCUAGUUUAGCUUGACAGUAGCAGUUAAACUGUUGUUUGCCAUUCCAAUGGCGUAUGAAAAGAGGUUUUGCUUUGCUAUCACGGAAUACAAUAGCAAUAAUUCUGCACAAGGAAAACAAGGAUUGAAUCCACUAGGUUGGAAUGAAAACAUCCAUUCGUAAAUUAAGCGGGUUUUGCACAUUUAUCUGGUCUAUUUUUAAAGUGGCCGACAACACUGGCAGUUUCUAGACUUGUAGUUGCACACUCACUUGCGGAGAAAACAAAAGGUUUGAAAUUAGAAAAGAAAAACCAAAGGUAAUUUAGUAGCUAAUAAAGCAGUCAUGCACGGCCAUUACCAUUAUUUAGUAAUAAGAAAAGACAAAGGGUGCCCUUGACAAAAAUAUUUUCAACAAUUUAUGUAAAGCAAUCACAAUCCACCAUCAUUCCAUAUAUAACAUAAAAUUGAAAAUGAACGUAAAUUCCAAAUUUGAUUUAUAGAUAACUAGCCAACUUCAUUUAACACUGACCACAAAGACUAAGGAGAUUCAAUGCCUACCAAGCUUAGCAACUAAGGCUCCAUAUAUAUACCAUCACAUUCAUUGUAAGUUAACAGGCAGGCACCAGCAAAUAAAGGUAAAACAACUUCGUGUUGACUUCUUCAGCACCGUACAGCCCUAUGAUUUCACAGCAAGACCUAAACAUUAUGCGAGAUCCACAUCACUCCAGGCUACCUAUAGCAUUUAAUCUUUACACUGACAACUAACAAGUAAAUAUUCCACAGCCUCCAAUCAGCUUGUGUAAUUUACAUGGCACUUUUCUGCACUUGCCAACAAACAACAGUUGGCUCAAAACAUAGAGAUGGAGAACUAAAGUAGAAGAAAGAAAUGGGG